AGUUUAUUUGAAGGUUGAAGAAAGAGAGUAAGAGAGAGAGAGAGUAAGAGAGAGAGAGAUACCUAAUUUGGCAUGUAAUGGGCGGAUUGGCGGUGGGUGGAGGGGAUCCCUCAUAAACUGGGGUUAAAGUGUCCUCACUUAUUGAAAAGUCAGAUCCAAGACCGCGCCUCCUUGUUUCAGCACUGCGAGAGACCGAUAACGGGACAAGCCGACAACCAAGAAGAGACGGAAUAAAAGUGGACAUCCAUUCCUGUUACUCACAGUUGACAUUAAUUGGCCUGUAAAUCUUUUUGUCAGCCCAUCAUGGCGGUGGUGUUGCGUUCCUCGCCUCUCCUGUGGGCCCGUGUGGCUGCCAUGGUUUUCGCCUGUGUAGCAUUCAGCGUAGCUCUAUACGGAGCGAAUCUAACCCACGGCACGGGUGAUUGGUGCGUUUUCUGCUGGAGUUUCAGUUUUGUUGGAACUCUUCUGAUAAUCUUAGUGGAGAUGUUUGGCCUGCAGACCCGCGCCCCUGUUUCAUGGAAGAACUUUCCCAUCACAUUCGCUUGCUACGCCUCCCUCCUCUGCCUCUCCGCUUCCAUUAUAUUUCCCCUUUACUUCAUGAAGGGCUAUGCAGGCCGCACCGAGACGUACAACUGCCGCAUCGUGUCUACCGUAUUCUCUUGCCUCGCCACCAUCGCGUACUUAAGCGAGGUGAGUCUCAGCAAGGCUCGUCCGGGAGAGGUGGCCGGCUACAUGGCCACAGCACCAGGGCUGCUAAAAGUGUGCGAGACCUUCGUCGCCUGCAUCAUAUUCGUCUUCAUCAGCGAGCCGGUAUCGUACGACCAGAAUGCGGCGACCCAGUGGUGCCUGUCUGUGUACUGCAUCUGCUUCAUCUUGUCGGCAGCCAUCAUCGUGAUGUGUGUGGGAGAGUGCACAGGUUGCCUGCCCUUCUCCUUCGCCCGCUUCCUGUCUUCAUACGCCCUCCUGGCUGUGGUCUUGUAUCUAUCCGCCACCAUCAUCUGGCCCAUAUAUAAGUUUAACGAGAAGCACGGAGGCCAUAGCCACAGACCCAACUCCUGUGGCUCCGGCACCGGCCUGUGCUCGUGGGACAAGCUGCUGGCCAUCUCGGUGCUCAGCGCUCUCAACUUCAUUCUCUAUCUGGCUGAUCUCAUCUACUCAGCCAGGCUGGUUUUUGUUAAUGUUUAAGGGGUUUAGCAAGAAUUAAUAGAAGACUGUAAAGAGUUAAAAGGCAGAAAGAGGGAAGUGGGUUGGAGAGUAACGAUGUUGAAAUGAAAGGUCAUAAACUAUAUUCACUGUUAGUUAUAUAUUUUUUUUGUCAUGCCUGUUUAGCAAUCAUGUGUACAGAAGGCAAAAAGUUGGACUUUUUCAAACUUUUUUUAUUUGUUAAAAAAGUGUAAAAUGUAACAACUGGACAAAUUAAUGAUUAUACAUAUAUAUGCCUGUGAUUGAUCAAAAAUACAGAAAAAACA
This is a messenger RNA of Megalobrama amblycephala (Wuchang bream), 1469 nucleotides long. It is a transcript of the gene myadmb, whose product is annotated as myeloid associated differentiation marker b. Lineage: Eukaryota; Metazoa; Chordata; Actinopteri; Cypriniformes; Xenocyprididae. Gene Ontology annotation, cellular component: membrane. The record is from RefSeq and is a predicted model, not a curated record. The transcript is spliced from 2 exons. Bases 304 to 1185 code for a protein of 293 amino acids.